AAAUGCAUUGUAGCAGGAGUGUAAACGUCUCCUAUGUCAGGCGCGUGUGCGGCCACGCGUGCAUGGUAACCGUCAGCAGAACCGUCGCUGAACACGUGACACCGCAUAAUUCGCUCUUUUUUGGACGUGAUGAUUCAGUUUCCAUGCUGCAUUUAUUGCGAUGAGUAUAUAAGGGAAACCGUUUGUGGUUUCCCCUCACUUGUUCAAACUUUCAAAAAAUUUCCGGUGAGAGAAAAAAAGUCCUCCCUCUUCUCAGAUAAGGUUUCCUGAAAUUCCGGUAAGAUUGUUUGAGUUUUAGUACUCAUUUUCUUUUCUUCCACAUCUCUAUGGCUGAACCAUCAAAUCCACACAAUGUAGAGGGUGAAAACCCUGAACAACAGUCGUCGGCGGCGGCUGAUGAAGAUGAAGAUGAUGAUGGUGGUGCAACCAGUGGUGGUCUGCCGGUACUGAAGUGGUCAAAGGGUCAAUUUAAUACCCUGAUGACCAGUGUACAAAUGGCCGAUGAGUGGGCUGCAACUUACCCACAAGAGGGUGACACUGGUGCCGAUGCUCCGGCAGGAUUUAUCACUUUGUGGGCUGAGUUUUUUAACGAUGGCAACCUCUGACUGCCUGUGACGGUGUUCGUUGCCGAGGUGUUGGAAUAUUAUCACCUGCAUAUUUCCCAACUCAGUCCAUUUGGGAUGUUCCGGAUUAGGAACUUCGAGUACACUUUCCGCGCUCUUGGUCUGGACGUUACUGUUGAGAAUUUCCGGCGGUUCUACCAGUUAACGAUAAACACCGGGUUUUUCUCUUUCAACCAGCGAUAUGGGAGUCCGAAGUUGAUGACCCCACCGAAGGGUCUUACCAAGUGAAAAAGGAGGUUUUUCUAUGUUAAAGCUUGUGCGGUGUAUGCCAACAUGACCUUUUGGAACGUGAAUGUGGGCGUUACUGGGGAAGAUAUCGCUCUUCCCACCGCAAAGACUGUAGAUUGGUUCUCUAGGCUGAAGCCUAUUGAACUUAAGAAACUUGACAACAAUGAACUUUGGGUGUUGCAGAUGAUGCUAACUCGACCCGAUAGGAGGGCAAGGCCUGUUGUGCGGGAAAAAGUGGUGGUAAGCAUCAUCACCCUUGUGCGAUUUCCUUGUUUCCUUUUCUUGUUUUGCUAAUCUUGCGUGUUUUAUCAGAGAACGCUCCUUUGUGGAGGAUGUUUGAGUCAGAUUUCGGGGGCAAGGUGGAGUUGCUUCCGUGUGGGGAACCGGAAGGUUUUAACUUGGAGAUCGUUGGCAAUUUCCGCGUUCCCCCGCGUAAGGUGUUGAAUGCACCCAUGCCAGUAGGCAAAGGUAUUUUCUAAGAUUUCCUUGUUUGUUUAAAGUUCACCCUUGUAAUCUGCUUGCUUGAUUGUGUCAAAUGCAGGUAAUCUUGGGGACUUAGGGAAGUUUGAAGUGAAAACUGGCCCUAAGAAACAUGUGGAGAGGAAACAGGUGAAGAAACCCGCGCAGGGUCGCGGUAAGGGAAAACCUGAGGGUUCUGUUGCCCCUCCUUUGGUGUCGCAGGCGGCAGGUGGUGGUGCGGCUGCAGGUGAGACCUCUGCGGGUUCGCAGCCUGCUGAUGAGAAGAAGAGAAAACCAGAGCAGAAGGCUGCUGGCGCUGGUGAAAUGAAGCGUCGGAAGAUACAGACCAAAAGGUCAACUGGUGUGACGCAAAAGAAACCCGCGGUUACUUCUGGUAAGUGUUUUACAACUUUUGCAAGUGUUUUGUAUGCACAACUUGUUUUCUGAUAGUUAUUGUUUUCUUGUUUUGCAGAACCGCAACGAAAGGACUUCUCCUCUUUGUUUGAGAUGCCUUCUUCUCCCCCGCAUGACACAGCUACGGAUGCGGGGGUGACUAAAGAAUUUAUCGAUCCUUCUGCUAAGGUGGUGCCUGAUCCUUCAGUACAGGCAGAGGAGACUGUGGGGAAGCUGCGUCCCAGAUUUUCGAUACUGUUGAUUCUUCCGACAACCUAAUCUCUCCAAAUGAUGCUGAUAAUUUGGACUUGAGGUUUUCUGAUGCUGGAAAACAAAAAUCUGGUGUUGAACAGCAGAAGUCUCCUGCUGCUGAGAAGGUUUCUGGUUCCCCGUCUGGGGGUGCGGGUUAUGAAGGGCCUCCAAUUCAGCCUGGAGAGUCUGAGCUGGAGUACUAUUACCGCACCUAUACCCCGGACCGGAGUACCAGCUAUCACCGACUCCCCUGGAGCGUUAUGCAGGAGGAUGAUAUUUCCAAUGAUCCUUCUGCUUGCAAGGAGAUUUUAGGUGGUCUGGGCACUCCGUUUGAAGUUGAUCGUGCCCGUGCCGCCUCCCGUGAACUUCGUAUCAACCAACUCUCUACCAUGCUUGUGGGGAGUUCCAUAGUGGCGAAUGCCAUUAUGGAAGACUACAAGGUGUUGGGCCGCAGGGAGGAGGAAGCUGCGCGCUUGCGGGCUGAGGCAGAAGAGAUGGUGAAAGCUGCUCGCGAAGGUGCGGAGCAGCUUGAAAAGGAUAGGGUUGCUUUUGAGAAGCACAAGCAGACCGAGGAGCGGGCUGCAACUGCUGAGCUUAAACAGAUUCGUACUCUUGCCAAGUUACUUUCUGAUGAAUGCAAGAGUUGGAACGAAAAACUUUCUGAUGAGCGCAAGAGCUGGAAAGUAUCUUGGGCCAAACAGAAUGAAACAUUGUUUCGUGUUCGUCAGGAGUUGACUAAUGCCAAGGCAACGAAUGCUGCUUUGGGCAAGGAGAAGGUUGCGGCUGAAGCGGUUGCUGUUAAGGCCCAAGAGACAGAGGCCCGGUUAUCAAAGGCGUUUGAAGAGGCCAAAGAGGCGGGGGCCCGUGCUGCAAAGGCCCUUGAAGAGGCCAAGGAGAGGGAGGGCCGCGCUUCUAAGGCUCUUGAGGAAUCGAAUGCUGAGCGCACCCGUUUGAACCAGGUCGUUGGGAGCCUCCAGGCUGAAGUGAACAGUCGCGAGGCCAUUCUUGCUGAGACUGCUGCCCGCGCAACUGAAGCUGAAAGCGGGCUAACGAGGCUGCUGAGGCUAGAGAUGGCCAUACCUCUACGUUUAACCAGCUUGAUACUGAUCGUGAGUGGAUGAGGUGUCACGGUAUUGCACAUAUUGUUAAAGCCAUCAUGGAUGCGCCUGAGACUAUAACUGGUAUAGACUUAAUUAAGCAGCGUGCCCGGGAUGCUGGUUUUAAAGCUGGUUACAAUCGAUGCAUCAGCCACAUAAACAUC
Helianthus annuus (common sunflower) is the source of this 3216-nucleotide messenger RNA. RefSeq lists its product as uncharacterized. The record is from RefSeq and is a predicted model, not a curated record. The transcript has 4 exons. Bases 2216 to 3076 code for a protein of 286 amino acids. Lineage: Eukaryota; Viridiplantae; Streptophyta; Magnoliopsida; Asterales; Asteraceae.